This is a messenger RNA of Rotaria sordida, 468 nucleotides long. The record is from the annotation of a GenBank genome assembly. NCBI's taxonomy places the organism in Eukaryota, Metazoa, Rotifera, Eurotatoria, Philodinida, Philodinidae.
AUGGAUGAUAAUAGCCGACUUCGUGUGCAUGAAGUUUUACAUCGAAAGGGUGACGAAAUUACUGAAGCCGAGUAUGUGUAUGAUGAAAUUCAUUCCAAUGGUAAAAUACGUCAACAUCAUGUUCAUGUCAAGAGAGAAGAGUUUGAACGACUAGCUAAAACGAUUAAGAAACCGUGGUUAUCAUUUAAUAGUUUCACAAAAGUGACACGAGCCUUACUGAUGGGACAUCAUGCAGCAGAAGAUAUACCUGAAGCAUUUCGUCUACUUGACACCGACGAUUCAAACACUAUUGAUAUUGGCGAACUGGCUGCAUUUAUGCCCGCCAUUAUACCUAAUUCCAAUUCAUAUAUGCUUCUUCGUUAUUUUCAACCGGCUGAUACCAACAACGAUUAUAGACUCAAUUUGGAUGAAUUUACUGCGUUUAUAAAGAAAGGAGUUGUCCGAGACCUUGCACUUGGACGCAAUUAA